This is a messenger RNA of Lycium ferocissimum, 1819 nucleotides long. RefSeq names its product glucan endo-1,3-beta-glucosidase 6. The record is from RefSeq and is a predicted model, not a curated record. The transcript is spliced from 2 exons. The coding region runs from base 108 to 1610 and encodes 500 amino acids. Lineage: Eukaryota; Viridiplantae; Streptophyta; Magnoliopsida; Solanales; Solanaceae. Gene Ontology annotation, molecular function: hydrolase activity, hydrolyzing O-glycosyl compounds. Gene Ontology annotation, cellular component: plasma membrane. Gene Ontology annotation, biological process: carbohydrate metabolic process.
ACAAAUAGCAUCUAUCAAAAAAAAAACAAGAAUCUCCCUUUCUAAUAAUUCUUCUAAAAAAAUCUCACCUAAAGAUCUCACACAGUAUUCAGUACAAACUUUGGUUAAUGAACAAUCAACCAUUUUUGCAUCUUACCUGUUUAUUAAGUUUCAAGAAAAUGGCUUUAAAAAAGACCCUUUUGUUCUUUCUAUCUGUUUUGUUAGUGAGGGUAGUGGAAUCUGAUAUUGGAGUUAAUUGGGGUACAAUUUCUUUACACAAAAUGUCACCUUCAACUGUAGUUGAUCUUCUAAAAGAAAACAAGAUUCAGAAAGUUAAGUUAUUUGAUGCUGACCAAGAUGUAAUGAAAGGUUUAAUGGGAAGUGGACUUGAAGUUAUGGUUGGAAUACCAAAUGAUAUGUUGGCACUUAUUAGUUCUUCUACUAAUGCUGCUGAUUUGUGGGUUGCUCAAAAUGUUUCAAGAUAUAUGGUUAAAGGAGGUGUUAAUAUCAAGUACGUUGCAGUUGGCAAUGAGCCUUUUCUUACAAGUUAUUCCGGUCAGUACCAAUCAUACGUCGUCCCAGCUAUGACGAAUUUGCAACAGUCUUUAGCUAAAGCAAAUCUUGCUAGGAACGUAAAGCUCGUAGUCCCAUGCAAUGCCGAUGCCUACGAAUCUUCCCUUCCAUCACAAGGAACCUUCCGACCCGAAUUGACUCAGAUCAUAACCCAGAUGGUUUCACUUCUCAACUCUAACGGUUCACCAUUUGUGGUAAAUAUCUAUCCAUUCCUCAGCCUAUACGGAAACUCAGACUUCCCUCAAGAUUAUGCUUUUUUUGAAGGGACUACACAUGCUGUGACCGAUGGGUCUAACGUCUACUAUAAUGCGUUCGAUGGAAAUUUGGACACGUUAAUAGCCGCCCUCGCAAAAAUCGGAUACGGUCAGAUGCCUAUAGUUAUAGGAGAGAUCGGCUGGCCUACCGACGGAGCAGUUGGUGCCAAUGUUACGGCUGCACGGGUCUUUAACCAAGGGCUCGUGAAACAUGUUUUGAGCAACAAAGGAACUCCACUUAGGCCCGGGGUUCCUCCGAUGGAUGUUUAUCUUUUCAGUCUUCUAGACGAAGGUGCGAAAAGCGUGCUCCCGGGUAACUUUGAGAGGCACUGGGGGAUCUUCUCUUUCGAUGGCCAGUCGAAAUAUUCAUUGAACCUCGGAAAUGGUCUGUUAAAGAAUGCAAAGGACGUUCAAUAUCUCCCAUACAGGUGGUGUGUCGCGAACCCCACCAAAAAUCUUGCUGAAGUAACGAACCAUGUUAAACUUGCUUGUACUUAUGCGGAUUGCACGACACUCAAUUAUGGAGGAUCGUGUAACGGGAUUGGAGCGAAAGGUAAUAUAUCGUAUGCAUUCAACAGUUAUUAUCAACUGCAAAAGCAGAAUCCGCGGAGCUGUGAUUUUGAUGGGCUCGGGAUGGUUACGUUCUUGAAUCCUUCAAUCGGAGAGUGCAGAUUUCUUGUUGGGGUUAAUGAUCAUGCUGCUAGUGAUCAUCAUGCUGCUUCAUCAGGUUUUAGGUUACAGAACAUUUGGAUAUCAGUGUUAUUGAUUAUUAUUAUUUGGGAUGCUUGGUUAUUCUUGAUGUGAUUUGGAGGUUUUGGUUAGUGGGAGUUUUCAGAGUUCCAUCAUUUGGAGCUAGUAGCUGGUAUUAAAACAUGAAAUCAUACUGCAUAGGGUAGGUCUUAUAGUAGUGUUAAGUAGUUUGAGUAUUCUGUGUACAACUUAUGUAUGGGACUUGAUGAUUUAUACUCAAGAGGUAGACAUUAUAUAACUUAUAAUAUGAAGUUCCCUCCCAA